AUGAACCGUGUGCGACAUCACGGCGGACAAGGACGCGUCCGCGGAGAACGCGCAAGCCAUAGCGGCCCUGCACAUGGGGUACCUGGGGCACUCGGAGCAGCGGGAGGACGGCGAGCCCAUCGUGCCCCAUGGCAACGCGAACCCUGCCACUUCAAGAGGCGGGGGCUGACUUUCCAAACUUUCCGCGCGAGGGGCCUGUGGGAGACCAGAUUGACGGCUGGUUCGGCGUACAGCCGGGCGGCCAGGUUUACCGCACUGGGGUGCAGUCCACGGCCCCGGGGGGGGGCCGCGGCCGGAGCAGCGCGCGGCUGAAUUCGCGCGCGGACUCGUACAGCUGAAUCGAAGAACGCACGCGGGUCCGUGGAUAUCCCCCGGCGUAAACGAGCCGCACCCCCCCCGAAGGAAAACGUCCCGGCAAUUGGAAAAGGCUGCCCCCGCGGCCUUCAACAAGCCUGGGGAGCGCUGUUGAAAGCCUGAAGUUGUCGAUCCUUCAUUGAGCACGAAGAUGACGACGAGGGAGUUUGGGCGCCCCGGAUCGUCGGCUUUUGCUUCACGGCCAAGGCUUGACUUCUUUGACAAACGGAGGUGAUAUGUCGUAAGGACAUGUAGUGUUUCAGCCACGCUGCAGGUAGGGACGUGUUUUACUCCGUCUGAGGGCGUACUGCGAGGGUGGCGUGGCUCCGCACUUAUCAGAUUCGGUUUGAUCCAACCAAACGUGGGCGAGCGCUUUUGAGUGCUAAACGCGCGAUAGAAUAAAUACUACUACGUCAAGAACCUCUCCUACCUCCUCCUGUUGUUUCUUUGUUCGUCGCCUUUUAGGAAAUGAUAACAAAAACCAAGUUAAUCAAGCGACAAGCCUCGAGUGACUGUUUGUGUUUCUCUCGACAUAAGUAGGCUGAAUUUCAGCAAUUGGUUUUUCA
Molecule: messenger RNA, 920 nt
Organism: Amoebophrya sp. A120
Lineage: Eukaryota; Dinophyceae; Syndiniales; Amoebophryaceae
Source: the annotation of a GenBank genome assembly